AUGUCAAGCGUCAAAGAGGAGUCAAAGCCGGUUGUCAGCAAAGCCGGCAAGAAGAGAGUACAUCGGCGACAACGAGCGAAAGAACAAGGAACGGCGGACAGCGAUAGAAGCAACGAUGAAGAUGAGUCUGCGCGAGAGACUGCUGCCGGAAAGAAGCGACGUCAAAAUCCAAUGUUACAAACGCUUAAAUUUGCUCGAUUGAGGAAUGUCGCCCGCCGAGUGAUAAAGAAGCUCCUCAAUAAGCAAAAAGACUUCCCCCGGUUUUUCCUCCAGCUAAAAGAUGCAAAAUGGCGCUGGCUACUGCUUAAAAGGGAAUUCAACUGGAACACAAUUAUUGAUGGAAAGGCAGCCAAAAUUUUCAUCGAAAACUGGUCAGGCGAUUGGAAAGCGAUGCCUCGCUUUAAGUAUAUCACCAAAAAUCGCCACUCUGAGGAUGCUGUGAGAAUAUUCGUCCGAACGAUCUUGGCUGCAACAAAGCUUGCGAAUGCAAGGGUGCAAUUAAUUGAUGUGCCUCGUUGUGACGUAGUAGUUGAGUGUGGAGAGCAUUGCAAAUGUGAUCCCAUAACUUGUCGUCAACGAGUGCUGCAGGAAGGGAGACAGAUACCGUUGGUGCUAUGGGAAAGGCGGCGAAGGAAAGGCUGGGGUCUUCGCACAAUUUUCAAAAUUCCAAAGAAUGUUUUUGUCGGUGAAUACGUCGGAGAGGUGAUCACUUUUGCGGAAGCCAAACGCGGAAACAAACACACAAAAUACCAAUUCAGUCUUUCGACGGCAAUCACAAAGCUCGACAACAAAUUCCUGGUGAUCGACGCCACAAGCCUCGGAAAUGAAACCAGAUUCAUAAAUCAUUCGUGCAAUCCAAAUUUGGUAGCGAAACUUGUGAUCACGAAUAAAUAUUCCGAACACGAUUUUCGGAUCGGUCUCUACUCCAUGCGUGAUAUUGAGCCGGGCGAGGAACUCACCCUUAACUACUAUCCUACAACCGUUAAGCCAAAGAACUCAAAGAAAGGAAGGACCAAAUGUUGGUGCGAUGAAAAGAAGUGUCGUGGUUGGCUCCCUGCAGCAAGCGAG
This is a messenger RNA of Mesorhabditis belari, 1068 nucleotides long. The record is from the annotation of a GenBank genome assembly. NCBI's taxonomy places the organism in Eukaryota, Metazoa, Nematoda, Chromadorea, Rhabditida, Rhabditidae.